UGAGUCCGAGGUUGCUUUGGAGCUUCAAAUCAAACCAAAUUGGUUCAGGACAAAAAAAAAUCAAACCAAAUUGAACCGAUUGCUUGCCGGGUCUAUGCAUUUCCUUUGAUAAUUUUAUGCUUUGGGGAACCAAGCAAAUCAAUCUCAGGCUGGUAAAACGAAGAAGAAAAGAGAGUUUUUUGACGAACAGAUGAGAUGAAGAGAAUGCAAUUCAAGAUGUACGGUUCGUUCGGGUCCAGAGUGGUGGUGCUGCUUUUGUUUCUGCUUCUGGGCAUAAGCAAUUGCGUAGCACAAGCUUCUUCUUCUUCUGAGGCUACUAUGCACACUAACAACUGGGCUGUUUUGGUCUGCACCUCUCGCUUCUGGUUUAAUUAUCGACACAUGGCUAAUACUUUAUCAUUGUAUAGGACAGUUAAGCGGUUAGGAAUACCUGAUGAGAGGAUAAUACUCAUGCUGGCAGAUGAUAUGGCUUGCAAUGCUAGAAACAAAUACCCUGCACAAGUUUUUAACAAUGAGAACCACAAACUUAACUUGUAUGGAGAUAAUGUUGAGGUAGAUUAUCGAGGUUAUGAAGUGACAGUUGAAAAUUUUCUACGGGUAUUGUCUGGGCGUCAUGAGAAUGGGGUUCCAAGAUCUAAGCGUCUUUUAAGUGAUGAAGGAAGCCACAUUCUGCUGUAUAUGACAGGACAUGGGGGAGAUGAAUUUUUGAAAUUUCAGGACUCAGAAGAGCUCCAAAGUCAUGAUUUAGCCGAUGCUGUGAAACAAAUGAAAGAAAAACGUAGAUUCAAGGAGCUGCUUAUAAUGGUGGACACUUGCCAAGCUGCAACUCUCUUCUCUCAGCUUCAAUCACCAGGUGUUUUGACCAUUGGAAGCAGCAUGAAAGGAGAGAACUCGUACUCACAUCACUUGGAUUCAGACGUUGGUGUUUCAGUUGUGGAUCGUUUUACAUUUUACACCCUUGGAUUCUUUGAGAGGCUAAAUAUGUACAAUAAUGCCUCCUUAAUCAGUCUUUUCAGUUCUUAUAAUCCUAGUAUGUUGAUGUCAACUGCAUAUUACCGAACAGAUCUGUACCAACGUCGUUUGGAGGAGGUACCAGUGACGAACUUCUUUGGCUCAGUCAUGGAAACAAUACAUACUGAUUCAGCUUACAGUGUCCUGUCAAGAAAGGAAUCCGGCGGGGCUGAAAUCAGAAAGUCUACAGAUAAAUCAGUCCAUGACAAGAAAAGAUCAUUGUUGAAUUCCAUUGAGUUGGAUCAAAUUAUUAAGGUAAACACUAAGGAUCAACAAGGCACUUCUAAAUGUAAAUGGAGUGCUUUUCUUCAGGAGAUGGAAAAAGUGAAAGAUGUUGAUACCUUUGUGAACUAUGGCUUGGUUCUAAUAGUUCCACUGUUGACGGCUUCGAUGUGGCUGACAUGAUGAAACUUUGAGGCAACAUCUUUGAUUUAGUUUCUCAUUCGUGCCCAAAUCGACAUAUUUGCCAACCUUACAUUCGAUGCCUGUGUAAUGGGAGGGAUUAAUUGAGGUUAGAUAUGUGCAAAACCUCCGUUCUUUCCUCUCAGUGUCUGCUGUUUUGUGUGUGUGAGAGAGAGAGAGAGAGGUGAAUAGUUUCUGUUUGCUUUGUCUUAUAUUAUGAAAUUUCUGGUUUUUAGCAUGA
Messenger RNA from Corylus avellana, 1654 nucleotides. RefSeq names its product Peptidase C13 family. Gene Ontology annotation, cellular component: GPI-anchor transamidase complex. Gene Ontology annotation, biological process: attachment of GPI anchor to protein; proteolysis. Gene Ontology annotation, molecular function: GPI-anchor transamidase activity. The record is from RefSeq and is a predicted model, not a curated record. NCBI's taxonomy places the organism in Eukaryota, Viridiplantae, Streptophyta, Magnoliopsida, Fagales, Betulaceae.